AUGGGAGCUUCCAAUCUUUUGGUUUGCGCCCUGACUUUGCUGGCUGCUCGCCAUGCCGAAGCGGCUCCUAGCAACCGCUACGGCCUCGUCGAGCGCCAAGGCAUGGGCAUCAGAGACGUAAAACCUCAAUAUCCCCACGAUCCUUACGCCGGAUGCAGAUGGUGGUGGGACAAUGACGGCAGCAUCGCGUGUGAGGACAUGCCUGCGGAGUGGGGCGUCUCACUAGAGACAUUGAUUUCCUGGAACCCCUCCAUAACUCCCGACUGUGGAGGCUUCAUCGUUGGGCGAUCUUAUUGUGUCGAGGCGCCUGUUACUGAGCCUGAGCCUUCGACGACCACGACGACGACCAAUGGAUCACCUCCAACCACCACCACCACUACUGGCAACGGCAUCACCACGCCCACGUCAAUCCAAAAAGGCAUGAUCAAAACCUGCAACAAGUUCCAGGAGGUUACCGAGGACAUCUCAUGCCAGGAUAUCUUGGACGAGAAUAAAAUCAGCCUGGCUGAUUUCUUCAAUUGGAACCCUGCCGUGGGCGAAUUUUGCAACAACCUCUGGAAAGAUACCUGGGCCUGUGUCGGCAUCAUCGGAGGCGUCGCCACCACUAAUGUCCCGGCGCCUGCGACUACCACCAAGCCUGCGAACGGAAUUGAGACGCCGUCUCCCAUUCAGUCUGGCAUGACCAAGAGCUGUAACAAGUUCCACUUCAUUGAAACGACCACCACCUGCGCAAACCUCCUCGACUAUGAGAAGAUCACCAUCGAAGACCUGUUCAAAUGGAACCCUGGUGUCAAGAACGACUGCACUGGACUCCAGGCCAAGACUUGGGCUUGUGUUGGAAUUAUCGGAGGAGCAGCUGUUACGACUACACGUCCUGCAACUACGACCAAGCCUGCUAAUGGCAUCGAGACGCCUUCUCCUAUCCAAUCCGGCAUGGUCAAGAACUGUAACAAGUUCCAUGAUAUCAAGACGACAACAACCUGUGCCAACCUUCUUAGCUAUAACAAGAUUACACUUGAGGAGCUGUUCAAGUGGAACCCUGGUGUCAAGAGCGACUGUACUGGGCUCCAGGCGGGAACCUGGGCUUGUGUCGGAGUUAUCGGAGGCACCACCACAACUACACGUCCUGCAACUACGACCAAGCCUGCUAAUGGCAUCGAGACGCCUUCUCCUAUCCAAUCCGGCAUGGUCAAGAACUGUAACAAGUUCCAUGAUAUCAAGACGACAACAACCUGUGCCAACCUUCUUAGCUAUAACAAGAUUACACUUGAGGAGCUGUUCAAGUGGAACCCUGCUGUCAAGAGUGACUGCACUGGACUUCAGGCGGGAACUUGGGCAUGCGUUGGUGUUAUCGGAGGCACUACAACCACUGCUCGUCCUUCUACCACAACCAAACCCGCAAAUGGGAUUGAGACGCCUUCCCCUAUUCAAGCGGGUAUGGUCAAGAACUGCAACAAGUUUCAUGAUAUCAAGGAGACAACUACCUGUGCCAACCUUUUGAGUUACAACAAGAUCACGCUUGCCGACCUCUAUAAGUGGAAUCCUGGUGUUAAGAGUGACUGUACUGGGCUUCAGGCGGGAACUUGGGCUUGUGUUGGUGUCAUCGGAGGUUCUACAACUCCUGCUCCUCCUCCAACCACGACAAAGCCUGCCAACGGAAUCGACACCCCCAGCCCGAUCCAGUCUGGCAUGGUCAAGAACUGCAACAAGUUUCACAACAUCAAGUCAACGACCACAUGCGCAAAUCUCUUGAGCUAUAACAAGAUUACACUGGCAGAUCUGUACAAGUGGAAUCCUGGCGUCAAGAGCGACUGCACUGGCUUGCAGGCCGAUACUUGGGCUUGCGUUGGCGUUAUUGGAGGAACCAAUAAGCCUACGACUACGACCAAGGCUGGCAAUGGUGUCGCGACCCCGACCCCGAUCCAGGCCGGCAUGACCAAGAACUGCAAAAAGUUCCAUUUCAUCAAGAGCACCACCACCUGUGAGAACCUGCUAAGCUACAACAAGAUUACCAUGGCUCAGCUCUUUGCUUGGAAUCCGGCUGUCAAGAAGGACUGUACAGGACUGUGGGAAGAUACCUGGGCAUGUGUGGGUGUCUAG
Molecule: messenger RNA, 2100 nt
Organism: Colletotrichum truncatum
Lineage: Eukaryota; Fungi; Ascomycota; Sordariomycetes; Glomerellales; Glomerellaceae
Product: LysM domain-containing protein
Source: RefSeq, a predicted model, not a curated record